Molecule: messenger RNA, 3402 nt
Organism: Lytechinus pictus (painted urchin)
Lineage: Eukaryota; Metazoa; Echinodermata; Echinoidea; Temnopleuroida; Toxopneustidae
Product: MARVEL domain-containing protein 1-like
Exons: 4
Coding region: 1-528 (175 amino acids)
Cellular component (GO): membrane
Source: RefSeq, a predicted model, not a curated record
AUGGCGUGUUUUCCUUCAGUUGUUGGAUUUCUCUACUGGACAGUUGUGGCCAGUUAUUUUCGCCAGUUCAGUGGCUAUAGCUGGAUAAUCUUUGUUGCAGUGACUGCCUGGGUCUUCACACUCAUACUAUUUCUCUUAUUCCUCUUUAAACUUGCCCAACGUGUGACCAUUAUCAACUGGGUGCUCACGGAACUGAUCAACAAUGCUGCAGAUUGCUUGCUACAUUUUAUUGCUGCCAUAAUUAUCAGCGUACGUGCUGGUCAGCUUAGUAUACAUCUUCAACAUGGGAAGCUAGUAUGGGGCUGUCUUUGUGGUUGGACCCUCGUCGUCCUCUAUGCCCUCAGUACAUUCUUCAACUUCCGUGACUUCCAAGCCAUGGGUGGAACAAGCUCCCUGCGUUUCCCUGGCCAGCAGACCACCAUGGCCACUACCACUACCACCACAACCACUGUGGUUCAACCACAGAGCACUGAACCUGCAGACGAGAAGGUGCAGGACCCUCCCCCGUACCCCGGGGGCCCAUUCUAGAUGUACAACCGUCACAUCAUCUGUGGAGAAGCAGAAGUGGUCAUUUGGGGAGGGGGGUGUUGUGGUGAAUUAAUUUUAUUCAUAUUGCCAUUGUGAAGGCAUACAAAUGCAGCUGUUCAUUGCAUAGGGAUGCAGAAUUCAGCGGUACUGUAUUAACCCAUUGCCUACUGGAACUGGGUGAUCCCUGCACAAAGCCUAUGGGAAGCACAGAAUUCGGUAGUCAACUAGUUGAAGGUCAAGGAAAUGUAAUACGUAUGUGAUAUAUUCAAGUGAAAAGACCAUGUAAUGGGAAAUUACGCACAAAAGUAAUCUUUUUGAAAGCUAUAGAAAAAAUAAUCAAAUUUGUUGAAGUUCAAUCAAAGAUUGAUAUUGGAUGAUAUCAAGAAUUGUGUUGGUUUGGGUUUUGAGAGGUUGGGUUAGACUACUUUGCCACAGUUUAUGUUUACUUCAGUUAACAUAGUCAAUUGGGCUACGAUUUUUCUUGCAAUUCAAGGGGCCUCGGAGGUUGAUAUGGGCUACGAUUUUUAUGCUUGUAUAAUUUAUGGUCAUCAGGCGAUCUGCUGUCCACUGACAAAGGAAAGCAACUGAUUUUUUAUUCAAAAUUGAUUCUUUUUUUUUGGGGGGGGUAUGUUCUCUUUGCUCUUCAUGAUGCUAAAGGAAUUGAAGUCUAUAUUUAUGUAGACAUUUCAAAAGCAAGUAACUCUAUAUAUUUCCACAUUAAACAGUGCCACAUUUUUCUCAUUUACUAAAAAAACUCAAUUCCUCAGAGUUUCUUCCUUUUGUAAGUGAAUGGCAAAAAUGUGUUGGGCAUUGUAAAGGGCAUGAAGAUAAAAAUGUUUUGAGGGUGUAUGAAGAUCCAACAACAUGGUUUUGGUGUUAAUGAAGGUGUUGGUGUUAGUGAAGAGGGUGUCGAUCAAGGUGCUGUAAAAACAAACACCAAAUUUGAUCCUGAUGUCAUGUUGUUGAUAGUUGCCACUGAAUGGUGUCAGUUACCAGUUUCAUUUCAGUGUUUGAGUUGUGGUUGGCUUCUGGCAGGUGUUAUCCUGACACCAGCACUUGUCUGUAACACCAAACUUGAAAUCCCUCACUGUGUCAUUUAUCUUUGCUAUUAUUACCUGUAUUUGGGGUUUUUUGGACUUCCUGGUGUUGGGUGAUAUGUUGGAAAUGUAUAUAUAUAUAUAUUCCUGUAGAUUCCAUGAAAUAAUGUAGAAUGAUAUAUAUUGAUUCUCAUCAAAUCAAGUUUAUGUUUAUAAAGCAUGAUAUUAUCAUAUUCAGGUAUGAGGAGGGCAAUCGAAGGAUUGGAUUUCUACUAGGCGUUUUUUUUUUUUAAAUGAGGCGCUCUGCAAAGAUAAAAUAUGGGAUUUACAUUUGGGCAGUUAAAAUGUAUCUUCCUCACCUUUAAAAAAAAGUACAUGGCAUAAUUUUCCUCCUAUAUAACAAGACUUGAUGCUCAAAUUAAAUCUUCUCUUAAGUGUGUGUACUGAAAGCCCUUGAGGUGUAAAAAUAUGUUGUAAAUCCAACAGAAAUUGAAAUGAUUGGCUUACACAUACUUGAUUGUACCAACAGAAUAGGAAAAUGUCUUUUCAAAAUAUCAGGAUGCAAAAAAACAACCUCAUCUGGCCUUGUGGACUUGUGGUGCAUGCAUUUGUUAUUGUCUAAGUACUAUCUAUGUACAUACCUUUUUUGUGAAUAGACUAGGAUAUGUGAGGGUCACCAUUGUUAACUGCAUUGUGGUAGUAUUAUGAAAAGAAAUUACUUGUGAGAAAAUGAAAGAGAUCACCACUUAAAGGAUAGAGACACAUAUUCUGCCUUGUGGCUCACUUGGAUUCUGAGUUGGAAGCCACUGUUUGAUAGCUUUUCUUGAAAUGGUCCAGACAUAGCUAAGAUCUAAAGUUACGUAGUGUUCCUGAGAUCUAUUACAAACAUAAUAUAUGUCUACGUUACAUCACAUGUGGCUUUAUGAAAGCGGUAUUCGUCAAUGGUAUUAUUCGGGGGGGGGGGGGUUAUCAUUGUACAGUGUGUAAACAAAAUGUUCUGCUCUUAUAGAGUGACAUGAAAUGAGAUUGAAAUCACCAGAUUUAAAUCUCCAGCUGACGGUGAGUUGUAUCAAGUACUCAAAUUCGAUUUUAUACCAAAGUUUUUACUACUGGUAAUAUGUACAUUGGAAUUUAAUUUUUUUUUUGGAGUAGAACAGAAUCAUGUAAUAUAUAAUAUAAUAUUAUAGAGCAUUUAGAUUGUGCAGACUAUAUGUUGCCUAUUUAGUGGCACACUGAAUAUUACUGCAGCUUUGGCCCUUGUUAUGUUUCCAUUGCACGUCCAAGGUUCCUGCUGAGUGCCCAUUCACCAAUACAGGAUAUGCAAAUUGAAAUCAUCAAGUGUCAUUAUAUCAAACUUGUUCUGUAUAAGCUCAGUUUUAUCAUGCCGAGUUUACUGGCAUAUACUCUUAACUAAGUACCUGCUAUUUCUAAAUUUCAAUUGAAGACAGGAAUCGUAGUAAUAUGAUCACAUGUUAAAAGCGAUGGGGAAUACUCGUUGUGUUUCCUCUUCCUCAAUAUGACACAAUUGUAAUACAUAUUUAUGCUUUGAACAUAUUUGAAGGAUAUGUCGAUAGCGGGGAAAAAAAAGACAUUGAAAAUGACGAUUGUUCUUUAUUUAAUUUCACAUUUGGCUUUAAGGUGAAUAUUUUGAUACUAGUCUAGAACUGUAUGCUUUAGACUAUAGACAUAUUGUUGUGAAUGUUUUUGGGGUUUUUUUGCUUUGCUUUAUAUUUGAUGAUGUAUGCUUUAAUUUAUAUAUUCACAUUUUAUUGCCAAGUAAACUUGUUAAUCCCCCUUCCCCUGUAUCUUAUAUACUACCACUGUAUUAUCAUAAAAU